AUGUCCAACGAACAGUCGCCUCUACUGCCCGGCUCCUCAUCCAUCUUUGCUCCCGUUCGCAAAGCAGGUCAUGUUUCGAGACCUGGACACGUCAGCAUCUGGCGCGUCGUGUUCGUUUUCUGUUUCCUUGUGAUACCCCUUAUGCUCCUCAUCGACGUAGAGAUGCCGGGGCUGGGGUUCGGUUCCGAACCAGAGUCUGCAAAGCAUUUAUGUCCACAAACUGAACCACUGUAUCCUGUCGCGAAUGCUAAAGUCGCGCAAACUGUGCUCCAUGUGCUCGACAGCCAUGCAUUUUUGGACCGGGCUGUUGCAGCUCUGAGUGGCGCUGUACAGAUAGCGACCGAGACAUAUGACACACUUCCACCUCUUGAAAAAGACCCGAAUGCCUGGAAGGAGUUUGCAAGCUUUCAUUUGUAUCUCAAGAAGACUUUUCCACUCGUACAUGACAGCCUUAAACUGACAACAGUGAAUACGUGUGGGCUUGUAUAUGAAUGGACAGGAAGCGACACAGAUUUGAAACCUGUCCUGCUCGCUGCGCAUCAAGAUGUCGUCCCGGUGAACCCAGCGACCAUAGACCAAUGGACGCAUCCUCCAUUCUCGGGAUACUUUGAUGGGGAAUGGAUAUGGGGUCGUGGUUCAUCGGACGACAAACUUGGACUUAUCUCGAUUCUGCUCGCUAUCGAGACUCUCCUCUCACACAAGUUUCAACCAACUCGGACUGUAGUCCUCGCAUUUGGUUUCGAUGAGGAGAUUAGUGGGACUCAGGGAGCAGGAAAAAUUGCACCAUACCUCGAAGAAACAUAUGGAAGAAAUUCCUUUGCAUUCCUCGUUGAUGAAGGCGCCGGACUGGUUCAGCAAUAUGGUGCCCUCUUCGCCGCACCAGGCAUCGGAGAAAAGGGCUACUUUGACGUGCGUGUCGACGUCACUACAGCGGGCGGCCAUUCAAGUAUUCCACCCGCGAACCAUCACACUGGUAUUGGCAUACUAUCCCAACUUAUCGUCAUAUUUGAGAAUAACGUAAUCACUCCUCGACUUUCGCGGAAGCAACCCAUCUACGAGUCGCUCAAAUGUCUCGGAGCGCAUGCACCAGAUAUUCCUCAAUUGCUCAAACGGGCAAUCAAGCGCUCCAUGGACUCUGACAGGGAUCUGCACCGCGUUGAAGAAAUGAUUUUCAAGGACAAUUAUAUCAAGAGCACCGUCGCGACCACUCAGGCAGUGACAAUGGUCAAUGGCGGCGUUAAAGCCAAUGCAUUACCCGAGCAGAGCUGGGCAAUUAUCAAUACCCGUAUUGCGACAGAUUCCUCCGUCGCUGCGGUUAUGGACCAUUAUACAACACUGGUGAAGGACUAUGCCAUCUUCAAUAACAUCACAUUCAAGGCAUUCGGCAAGACUAUUCUUGAUCGCGGAAACGUGAUCAGUAUUGAACUUUCGGAUGCAUGGGGGACUGCAUUGGAGCCAGCCCCCAUUACUCCAACAGAUGCAGCUGCAUACAAGCUUCUAUCUGGCACUAUCCUUGCGACGGAAGUGCGAGGUGGUAAUACGACAGAGAGCAGUGAUCCUGUCUAUGUCAUGCCGUCCAUGAUGACUGGAAAUACCGAUACACGGCGGUACUGGAAUCUGACUCCUAACAUCUUUCGGUACAACCACCUAAUUGCCACUGAAGGUGCAAAUAUUCACACUGUGGACGAACAUGUCAAGGCUAGUGGUCUCAUUCGAGGAGUGCGGUUCUAUGCAUACUUGCUCCUCAAUUCGGAUGAAUCUGUGCGACUGUAG
Serendipita indica DSM 11827 is the source of this 1773-nucleotide messenger RNA. The record is from the annotation of a GenBank genome assembly. NCBI's taxonomy places the organism in Eukaryota, Fungi, Basidiomycota, Agaricomycetes, Sebacinales, Serendipitaceae.